Molecule: messenger RNA, 3174 nt
Organism: Exophiala aquamarina CBS 119918
Lineage: Eukaryota; Fungi; Ascomycota; Eurotiomycetes; Chaetothyriales; Herpotrichiellaceae
Exons: 2
Coding region: 1-3174 (1057 amino acids)
Biological process (GO): protein import into nucleus
Cellular component (GO): nuclear envelope; cytosol
Molecular function (GO): small GTPase binding
Source: RefSeq, a predicted model, not a curated record
AUGGAGGACCAGGUUCUUCAAUUUCUUCAGGCAACGACCCGACCCGACACAGUUGUGAUCAACGCGGCUGAGCAGGGACUGCUCCAAUUAUACCCACAGGCAGAGUUUCCCUUCGCUUUGCUCACCAUUGCAACGCAUCAAAAUAUCGAAGUUGGCUCUAGGAAAGCCGCUUUGACUGCCCUCAAGAACUAUGUCCUUCAGACCUGGUCGCCUCAAUUCGACGAAACCUUUACAGGAAACAUGUUCCUAAAUGAGGAUGCCAAGUCCAGGAUUCGCGACCAAGUCUUCGCCAUUUGUACAGUCUCAGGUGACCAGGCUCCCAAGGACGCAAGCAUCCAGGCCUUGGCUGCAGGGGUAGCUAGCAAGAUUGCAAGUGUUGAUUUCCCAGAUUCAUGGCCAACGUUAUUCCCAUCUCUACUCAACAUUCUUAAUACUUGCACCGAUGAUGGCCCCAUUCACGGUUCUCUUCGAGUGCUUGCUGAAUUGAUAGACUCGGGAUUGACAGAGCAACAAUUUUUCGCCGUCGCGCAGGAUCUGGUGGGCGCUUUGCAGCAUGUGGCAUUGGAUAACAAUCGUGCCUUGAUUGUUCGAGCAAUGACACUGAAUGUCUUCCGAUCUUGUUUCGAGAUGCUGGAGAUGGUCAUGGCUGAUCACGGCCCUGCUGUCAAAGCGUUCUUGGAUGAGUCCCUCAAGACUUGGAUGCCAUUUUUCACUGAAACAAUAAAAGAGCCAUUGUCACGGACAGAAGGCGGGACGCUAGAUCAGAACGACACCCAGUUGCGUGGCCUGGUCGCAUUGAAGGUUCAAGCCGUUAUGACUCUAGAUAAGCUACGUCAAGUAUAUGUUCAUGCUAUCUCUCCUCACGCUGUUGGGCUCUUCCAAGUUGUAUGGGAGGAGCUCUCGAGACUCACUACUCCCUACACGGAUCUCUUUAUUGAGGGAAGUGCAGAAGGCAAAUUGGUCGACAGUGACAAUCUUCCGUGCAGUCUAGACGCACUCAUCCUCGAAGAGAUAGAUUUCUUACAGGUCACCAUCAAAGCUCCCUCAGUCCGUUCGGAGCUUUUGACACAAAUGAAACAAUUAGGAGAUGCACAGCACACAGUUCAAUGGCUCCAAGAGCUGAUCAGAGUUCUUGUCCAGUAUUCGAAAAUCCCGAAAGAAGAGGAAGGGCUAUGGGAGUAUGACUCAAACUUGUAUAUUUGUGAAGCAACGUCCUUGACCGCGGCCUACACCCCUCGCGCUGCAUGCGCUGAGCUUGUGGUUAGAAGCUUGGGUGAAUGGCUGAAGCAAAUUCCCAUUAUCGCAAUGCUCCACUUCAAUCAACAAACGACUUCGACAAAGAGUACCAGCUGGAAAGAGCGAGAGGCUCUCCUAUUUCUUCUCAAUCAGAGUAUUAAAGAUGUCGACGAUGUGUCAGCCAAACUCAGCCCGUCCACUGCCUCAGCACUGCUUGAUCAAGUUUCCUCAUUCCUUCAGGACACCCAGCUCUUCAUGCGGGCUGCAGCACAGUUGACUCUCGGUUGCUUCUUCAAGGUAGCCGGUGAGGGCUACCAGGAAGCGGGAGCCGCAUCAUUCGCCAAUGCCAUCAGUACCGGCGGAUCUGAUCCUGCAGAUGUUGUCAAGGUCGCAUGCAUCAGUAUCAUCCCUGACUAUCUGGAGGCACUGCCCUCGAACAUCACUCAACCAAUGCAAGGGGCAAUUAUCAGCGUGAUUAACGAGUUCAUCGCAUCGCACGACCUGAGAGACGAGCUUGAAGACGCAGACGACAUUAAAGCGGCUUUGAUCCAAACACUGCGCGAUGCUAUUAUGCUCGACACCACAACCAUAACCGAGUCCAACGCGAUCGAUAUCUUCUUUACCCUUGCUUCCGACGGAGCACCCAACUUCCAACUCUUUAGCCUUCUCACUGAAGCAUUUGAAGGCAUUGUGGCUUCAGUGGCAUCUCAUGGCACCGAUCAUUAUGUUCGCCUCUGUGCAAAGACCAUUCCCGCCUUGACAGGUGCUUUCGACAUCGCCAGCAUGACAAAUGAGUCUGCCUUGACAAACCUCGCUGCAGAGCUCGUCAGUGCGCUCGCCGAGUUUGGUUCUGAACCUCUUCCCGACGGCUUCGUCAACGCCGUCAUGCCAAAGCUCCAACGCGUUCUCAUGGAAGCCACGGAAGCAGAACUCGUUCGUCCUGCCACUCUUGCCGUCGAGCACAUGCUUUCGAAGGGGACACGGCAGUAUUUAGCAUGGACAGAUCCCCAGAGAAAAUCCUCAAUAGAAGUUACACUGACCAUCAUAAACCGUCUCCUCAACUCGCCAGACGUAGAUGAGAACGCCGGCAGUGAAGUCGGUACACUCGCAUCAUCUCUCGUCAGCAAAUGCGGCGCAGACAAGCUAGGACCAUACCUCAUGGAUCUACUCCGCGCGGUGGCGAUCCGCCUUGCAACCGCGGAGCGUAUCCAAUUCAUCCAGUCACUAAGCAUGGUUUUCGUGGGCCUAACGAUCGCCGCACCCAAGGAGGUUGUCGACUUCCUGUCGGAGCUCAACAUCAACGGCUCACCGGGGUUGGGCAUAGUUCUCACGAAAUGGCUCGAAAACUCAGUUCACUUCGCCGGCUUCGACGAGGUGCGUCAGAAUGUGUUGGCACUGUCGAAACUGUUCGCUCUGCAAGACUCACGCGUCAAGGCUGUAACGGUCAAAGGCGACCUGAUCAUCGACACCAAUCCCAGCGGGCGCAUCAAGACACGUUCACAAGCGAAACUCAACCCGGACCGCUGGACCAGUGUGUCCGCCGACCUAAAGAUUCUGAAGCUGAUGGUGGACGAGCUGUCGAGCGCAGCAACUUCGCAGUUUCCAAAUCUGGCAGCUGCACAGGCAGCGGCGGAUGCACUGGAUGAGGCGGACUCGGACGCCGAUGAUGCGGACGAGUGGGAGGAUGUGGGCACGGCUGGCGCGAUCGACCUCGCAAGCGAGAGUGUUCGCAAUGAUCUGAUGGGUCUCGUUGGCGAAGGGCCACUCGGACAUCUCGAUCGCGCUGCGAGCCCGACUGGGUCGCGUGUCCGCGAUGAAGAGACGGCUGAAUAUCUCUUGCAAUGGUUCAAGAAUGAGGCAAGCAGAGAGGGCUUUCCUGCGUUGUUUGAGCAACUCAGCGAGGAGGAGAAAGGCCGCUUGAGGCAGUUGGUUGCUUGA